Messenger RNA from Porites lobata, 785 nucleotides. Lineage: Eukaryota; Metazoa; Cnidaria; Anthozoa; Scleractinia; Poritidae. The record is from the annotation of a GenBank genome assembly.
AUGGCGGAAGGCAAGAAGAAACGAAGUCAAGGAAAAGAGUGCUCGUUUUUUGGUUGCUCCAAUAGAAUGUACGAUGCAAAUGGGAAAAAAACACGCUUUAGAUUUUUUACAUUUCCAAAGGAUGAAAAGCUUCGUAGAAUUUGGGAAAACCGUGUGGCGAGAAAGUCGGGAAAAGACGGUUUCCGUAUAACCAAGGCAACUGUGGUUUGCAACGUCCAUUUUCGAACAGAUGACAUAUUGCGCGUUCCAGGGGGGAGUCGGUUAGAUUCAAGGAAAGGAGCAGUCCCACUGAAAUGGAAUGAAAGACCCAAGGAAAAAGAAAAAAAAAAAGAACAGCUCCACGACAACUCAGACAACGAGAAACAUCACUGAACGUAACCAAGUCACCGCCAAAAAGCUCGAACCAGGAUCACUCAGUCAAGAAAUUUUCAACGACGUCAGAGAUAGUACAGGUGGGAAAUGCGAACGUCGAUUCACUUCGUAUCUUAGCGUCAAAAGCUCUGUGUAAACUUAAUAACGAGCUAGUUGAGAAAGUUAAACUUCUUACUAGUAAUGAGGACAAAAGUCCAAUUUUUUCUGUGAAUAAUCUGGCCGAUGGUGAAAAAUGUAAGCAUUAUACUGGUUUCCCCAACUAUGCAGUGUUUAUUGCAGUGUUUGAUUUGUUAAAACCUGGUAUGAAUGGUGAGAAUGUCAAGCUUGUGUCAGCUCCCAAUGCUCACACAGGUCGUGGACGUAGACGACGGCUCAGUGGCAAAGAGCAGUUUCUCUUAACACUGAUGAGGUUA